GAAUAGAAAGAGGGCAAGGGCGAGCCGGUUCACGGUUCACAAACCAAUACAGUCUUCACUGUUGAAAUUCUGAAGCUAAGGAAAACACAAGAAGACUGCUUGUGUUUGUACUGUGCAAAAGUUUAUAUUGCGCGAAAAUGAAUGAACUCGGUGGACUGAGCAAUACUGUUUGGAUUGAAUAAAAGUGUGCAUUAUCAGAACAAACUCAAAUGUUAUACAAAACGAAGCAAACAAGUUAAAAACGCUGAAAAACGACCACGAAAAGGGGAAACGUUGUACAGCCUGGAUAAUUCUGUCUACCCUAGAAAUGAGUUUGGUAUUUGCAGCUCCCAAUGUGGAACGAGUUAUCGCAGCAGCGGAGUUAAUUCCUGGAGCUUUUAGCUACAAAACAACAAACAAGCGGGGUACAAAUAACAAUCGAGCAAAGAGACAAGAGCAUUCAUUUAUGGUGAACUGGGGAAUAACACUGUCUUCCUGAAAUUAAGCAAAAGAAAAGGGGAGUGGACAAAAAACCGAAUCAGCCCCGAAGAUAGAGGAAAUCUGAAAAGGCGUGCAACUUCAGACCUCUGACAACAUUGGUAUUUGCAGCCUAAAACAGCGACGGGACCUGAAAUGUGAGUUUACUAAAACAAAGCAACCGUGAGUGGACGAGUUAAGCCAUUUAGAAAAACACAUUAUUUAUGUAUGGAAGAUGUUAUUAACACUGAUCUGUAAUCGCAUACAGAGAGGAAAGGCUAUUUAAACAAAAACAAAAAAAAAACAAAAAAAAAACGGCAACAUCGACCAGGUGUUUUGUUGCAAACGAAAAAUACAUUUGGUGCUGAGGAAAGCUUUUUUCAAAGAUGGUUUAUAUGAAUGAACUGCGACCCUAUGUAUACGCACACUAUUUUGGAAAAGCAGGACUGUUCCAAUUGUUGAUUCCCGUGUUGUUGUUGGCGUGUAUUGUUGCUAAUCCUUAGCUGUCAAUAACUUGGAUUACCCGAAUUUAACCUGAACAUCUGUAUGUAAUGCUAAAUGCUCAGAACUCCUUAUCCUUUAAACUAUCUUGGUCGCAAGGCUGUUUUUGACAGUGGGAAUAUACCCUAUGUACCAUUUCAAAUUGCAUUUGGAAUUUAUUAUCAGUUGCUGAAUUUGAUUAUGGAGAUUAAACAAAGUUUAAAAGUCAAUGAGAGAAAAAGCAAAAGGUGAUGGAUACGAAUUAGGCAACAUAUUGUCCCCAGGCAAAAGCUAAGCGGGAAAACGCAAUGUAUUCUUUUUUGAAAUAUCCAAAUCAAUCUACUUACAAAUCAAUCUUGCGAUAAGAUCAUUUUAAAAGGAAAGAAAAAAAAAACAUUACAAUAGUUAAUAAAACCUUAGUUCUGCAUUGCAGACAUUUUAUUUGCUAUGAUGAGUACCAAUAUUGUGUACGAGUGGCUGAAGACUCUCCACCUCUGUCAGUACGUAGAAUCAUUUGUGGAUAACGGCUAUGAUGAUUUGGAAGUGUGUAAACAAAUUGGGGACCCUGACCUGGAUGCUAUCGGGGUCUUCCUGCCUCAUCACAGGAAUAAAAUUCACGAUGCAGUGAAGAGGUUAAAAGAAGAGGAGAAAGAGACAGCUACAGGACUGUACUUUACCCUGGAACCCGAGAUACCCCCCACUCCGGGAAUCUACACCUGCCACAAGAUAGAUCAGUGCGAGUCCAAAGUGAGGGGGGGCAAAUCUAGGACUGAACCCAGCGUCGCGAAGGUCGGGAGGAACCCUGGAUAUCGGGGUACAAGCAGGAACCAACAGCUUAGUACUUCCAAAGAGCUGGUCACUUACCCCAAACUGAAGCUGAAGAUCAUGAUCAGAGAUAAACUGAUCAGAGAUGGAAUAAACCUCAGUAAACCACCAUAUUCUAACAAGGAUGGCUCAUUGGGAAACAUUGAUGACCUGGCCCAACAGUACUCAGAGUAUUACAACACCUGCUUCAGUGACGUAUGCGAGAGGAUGGAGGAGUUACGCAAGCGCAGAGUUUCACAGGAAAUUGACGUGGAGAAACCCGAUGCCAGCCCGACAUCGCUCCAGCUCCAGUCACAAAUUGAAGAGUCUCUUGGCUUUAGCAGCACAGUGUCCACACCAGAGACCGAGAGGAAGCUGUCCCUUCCCAAGUCAAGCUCUGAAGAUGGAUCAGUAGGAAAGGGGGACUGCAAAAAGAAAAACAAGUCUUUCUGGCAGAAUUUUCGCAAGUCACAGAAGGGAGUCAUGCGGCAGACUUCAAAAGGAGAGGACAUUGGCUUUGUGGCCAGUGAGAUCACAAUGAGUGAUGAAGAGCGAAUCCAACUCAUGAUGAUGGUGAAAGAGAAGAUGAUAACUGUGGAGGAGGCCCUGGCCAGGUUGAAGGAGUAUGAGACCCAGAGCAGACAGUCCAGCAGUACUGACAAUGCAGAAUGGGUCGAUGGAUGCAAUCCAAAUGUAAACGAGUCCUCAAACUGCAAUUCCCGAGAGCAGUCUGAUGAUGAAACGGAGGAGUCGGUGAAGUUUAAGCGAUUGCACAAGCUGGUGAAUUCCACACGUAGAGUGAGAAAGAAACUGAUUAAAGUGGAAGAAAUGAAAAAGCCCGGUACAGAAGAUCUAUGUUUUGAGGGCUCCCCCACGUGCGAGUCCAGCUCUGCGCUCUACACUGGGGUGCAGAAGAAACCCCAUCUCCCACAGGAGGAUUCCUUAUCUCCCCUGCACCAGCUCUCCCUAGAGGAGGACUCAGACAGCCUGACUACCUCGCAAUCCUCCAGCAGCCUGGACACCUGGUCGGGCCACAAGCUGGUCAAGACCUUUGGCAAGUCCAGCAGCAGUCAUGCCCUUAUCUGGCCGUCCAAGAAAUCUGGAAGCGGCUCUUCCUUUUCCUCUGGAGUAGAGGGUUGUGGUGAGGAGGACCAGGUUCAGAAGGUGUCUCGCUCCAUGACAGACGGAGAGAUGAGGAGGGCCUUCAGCCCGAUAAACCAUGGGGUAAGUAGUGAGAGCAUUUACGGCUUUUAUGGCAUGACCAGGCCCCGGCACCGCUUGCUGGUGUCUCUAGAGGAAAUCCAGAAGGUCAAGAAGCAGGUGCGUCUCAAGAAAAUGGACACAUACUCCUAUUCAAGGCACGUGCCUUUGCCCACCCUAGCUCACAACGACCUCCAGCUCUUCCGGGAGAAAGCCAAGGGGAAUGGUAGCGGAAGCAUGGGCUGCGGCAUUCCUAACCGCAAACUGAGGUGUCGGACGGCUGUUAGUGAGUUUAACAUCACCUACUUGGUGGAAAGGAGCCUCUAUGGACACUUGAACUGGUCCCAGCUGGUACGGCCGGUGGCGGACAGGACACUGAGCAAAGCCGACCGGCAUGACCUUCGGCGCUGCCUGCUAGAGGAAGAGGGGGAGGCCGACAGGAAGUGGGCGGCAACCGUGGACCGUUGCACGAAAAGGGUGCUCUUACGCAUUCAGCAGAAGUCUAGAACCUGUAGCUUUGGAGGGUUUGACUUGACAAAUCGAUCACUUCAAAUCUUAAACAAUGACUCUGAACAAACAGAGGCAAUACACAGGGAAGUAAUGAAGUCUCCCACCACAUCCCGGCUAUCUCUUGGUAAGAAGGUGAAGUCUGUGAAAGAGACUAUGAGGAAACGAAUGUCCAAGAAGUACAGCAGCCCUCUGUCUGAACAGGAGUCAAGUCCUGAUGGGAUGCCCAGCUCCCCUCAGUCCCCGCAGCCAGGCACAGAUCCGCUGGAGAAGCCCAAGCUGAAGGCCGGAGGGUCUGUGGAGAGCCUGAGGAGCUCGCUCAGUGGGCAGAGUUCAAUGAGCGGUCAGACGGUGAGCACAACAGACUCCUCUGCUAGCAACAGGGAGAGUGUGAAGUCUGAAGAUGGUGAUGAUGAGGAGCCCUCCUACAGGGGUCCAUUCUGUGGCCGAGCCCGGGUCCACACAGACUUCACUCCCAGCCCCUACGACUCCGACUCCCUGAAACUCAAGAAAGGAGAUAUCAUUGACAUAAUCAGCAAGCCUCCCAUGGGCACCUGGAUGGGUCUGCUGAACAACAAGGUGGGGACGUUCAAGUUCAUUUACGUGGACGUGCUGAGCGAGGAAGAGGAGAAGCCCAAGAGGCCCGUGCGGAGGAGGAGGAAGGGCCGCCCCCCCAAACCCAAGUCGGUGGAGGACCUCCUGGAGCGAAUCAACCUCAAGGAGCACAUGCCAACUUUCCUGUUUAACGGCUAUGAGGAUCUGGACACUUUCAAGCUGCUGGAAGAGGAGGAUCUGGAUGAGCUGAACAUCGGUGACCCUGAACACAGAGCCGUUCUGAUGACUGCUGUGGAGCUGCUGCAGGAAUACGACAGUAAGGGAUCACAAAUUGUUGGGAAAGGUAAUAGUGAUAUGGAGAAAAGUGCUCACUCAGGCUCCCAGGAGAAGCUCCUGUCAGAUGGGCAAGGCCUGACUGGGGAGUCUCCCCGGGACUCUGGCUGCUACGAGAGCAGCGAAAACCUGGAGAACGGUAAGAUCAGAAAAAGUCUGCUGUUCACCAAAUCCUCUGCAGAACCAGAAUCAAACAGCCACCAGUUGGUCAACUACCCCACCCUUCCACUGACAAAAUCCACUGAAGCCUUGCAGCAUAUCAAGAAGGAGCGCAAGUUCAGCAAGCGACAUUUCCCCAAGCCUUCAGUCAAGUCUUUCAACAUGCUCAGUUUGAAAAAGAAUGGCUGCAGUCUGCUGGUGCCUGCGAGCCGCAGCUGUGAGAAUCUGGGCGAGCAGCAGUUGGCUCAGGACCUGUGGAAACGCUCCCGCUCACUAGGGGACCUCCAUAGUGAGCAGGGCUCCGACAGCAAGAAAAUCCACAGCUUGGAGUUCAAAGUAGCUAGGCCCAUCAGUAUUGCUGCAGACACUAUGUGCGACCAGGGCAGCAGAAGGCAAUCUCCCAGCACUUCCAAACAGGGAGAAACUGAACCGAACUCACUAGUGAGUCCAAUAAAACUAGAUACAAACUGUGGCGCUCAGUCGCAUGUAGCUUUACAGAACUCUGUAAUCAUGAGUGAUUCACAGCUCACCAGGACUGACCUAGAAGGACCCAGAAGCCCAGUCCCCCAAGAGCAAGCCCCAGAGAAGAAUGAAGUGAGGUACGACACAAAGACACAUUCCAAAAAGCCAUUGCAGCCUCCUCCAGUCCCUGCCAAGAAAUGCAGGGAACGCUUAUCUAAUGGCCUUGAUCAUCCAACCUUAAUCCUCCCAAAACCAGAUGCACUAUCUUUACCCUUAAAGGCCAGUCCUUCUAGUCCAGUUGACUGUGGACCACCCUGUGCCUCCCCUGAGGAGGAGCCAGGCACCCCCCCAGCGACACGGCCACCUUGGCUCUCCGAUCUCCCAGAGAAUGCUUGUCUCCAGAUGCACGGUGUUAGACGAGGCCCAGCCUCGGGAAGGAAGAUCCCCCACACAAGAGUGGCUGACCUAGAAAUGCUGCUUGAGGAAAGGUUAGAGUCUGAGGGGAUCGAUCUCACCGAGGAGCCUUAUUCAGACAAGCAUGGUCGUUGUGGCAUUCCAGAAUCCCUGGUGCAGAGGUAUGCCGAAGACCUGGAGCAGCCUGUUAAAGAUGUGGCUUCAAACAUGGACCAAGUUCGGGUGAAGCAGCUUCGGAAACAGCACCGCAUGGCAAUCCCCUUUGGAGGUCUUACUGAAAUCUGCCGGAAGCCUGUGUCUCCUGGACAUCUCAGCUCAGUCUCUGAUUGGUUGGUUUCUAUCGGACUGCCCAUGUACUUAAACCUGUUUACAGCAGCAGGAUAUAACACGCUGAACCAAAUAGCCUCUCUGGCAGAGACUCAUUUCCGGGAAGCUGGCGUCAAGGAGGAACGACACGUUAACAGGCUGUUAGCGGGCGCUAGGCUGGUUCAACACAGCGAUGCUCGGUUAUAACGAAAAAAACACGACAACUUCAACUUUUGUUUCUUGUUUAGUUUUCCUUUCCGGUGUUUUCUUCAACACCUGACUACCAAGCUUAAACAUUUUUUUUUUAAAUGUUUCCUUUAGAAACAAGUUCAGUGCUUGUUCCACUGGGAAGACGGUGAACUGCCUUGUGGGUUAAUACAAGUAUUUAACUUGGGUCUGUUUUGCUUGCUGGAGCACUGGUAAGCAACAAGGGGUGUUAGCUAGGCCAAAUCAACCUUCCUAUUUAGUUUACAACUUUUGUGGUUCCAGCUAGUUAAACCAAGCGGUUGAUGCAGUACUAAUUAUCCUGUGUCUGCAAGGAAUCAACUAUAUUAUCUUGCUAUAUACAACGCAUUUUUACUUUACAAAUAUGUAAAAUCACUUUAGUGAAUAAUUACACAUGUAACCAGCUGUUUUAAUUAUCAGAAUAUACUGCAAAAAAUAUGUAUGAGCUACUUGUGAUGUAUCUGUUUUAAUAUGUAUGUAUGAUAUGGUUUUAUUCUGACUUUUAUAUUGUCAGUGUGCUAGAGUGAAGCUGUGCGUUCAGACAUGGCAAAUCUGACACGGUUUCCAAUGUUUAGAGAAUUAAUUUAGCUGACUAAAUUAUACAGAAUUAAUAACAUGUAAACUUGGUGCCACAGAUAUCAAAGUAGUUUACUGUAGAGCUGCAUCAAUAAGUACAUUUGUUAGCCAUGACUUUCUAUGCUGGCCAAGAUUUACAAAAGAUGAUGGGCAUUAUAGAGGAAAUGACUAGGGUAAAUAUGAAUAACGAUAUUAUUUUCUUCAGUUUUAACUGAAGACAGUAAACUUAAUUUGCAUAUUUUUCAAAGUAUUUAGGCUAAUGUUUACAGGACUAUUACAGGAGUGUAAAAACUUGAAGUGUUUAGGGAAAGCUGAAACUGUAUUGCCCCUGUGACCGGGUAGUAUUAGCAGUUAGACUCGGAGACCAGAAUGCUGCCGUUCAUGUUCUCAUGCGCUUUUUAUUUACAAUUACAAAAACAAAACAAACAAACAUACACGCACACACACAGUACUGUACUUUCAUCAUCACAAUUCUAAACAAACUUCCGUGAUCACCAUUUUUAUACAACUCUGGCUGGAGCCUAAUUUAAUCAUAUAUUCAAUUUACGGCUCCAGCCACUUUCCCACGUUUUUUGCAGGGAGAAAUUUAAUCCCCUCCCUGCCACCCAAUAUUCCCCCUACACACACA
Polyodon spathula (Mississippi paddlefish) is the source of this 7105-nucleotide messenger RNA. RefSeq names its product SAM and SH3 domain-containing protein 1-like. NCBI's taxonomy places the organism in Eukaryota, Metazoa, Chordata, Actinopteri, Acipenseriformes, Polyodontidae. The record is from RefSeq and is a predicted model, not a curated record. The transcript has 20 exons. Bases 1384 to 5883 code for a protein of 1499 amino acids. Gene Ontology annotation, molecular function: protein binding.